AUGAAAAGUCAUGCUUGUGCCAUUAUUACUAACGGUGGUCAUCACACUGAUAUUGCCUUGAAGAUUUACAGUAACCGUGUAUUAAUAAUUGCAACACAUUUAAAGAAGUUAGGAUCAUUAAUAGCAGUAACUAAAGGAUCUUCAUUUCAUCAGUUUAAUAAUAGUAUAUAUUCUGCAAAGGUUUUGUUUGGAAGAGAUGAUAUUGAAAUUGUGGCAGCUGCUCGUUAUAUAGCAGAACAGAUUAAUUUAGAUAAACCAUUAUUGAUAUCAUUAUCCUUAAAAAAUUAUGAACCAGAUACUUUGAGAGCUAUUGCUAAUGCUCUAAAAGAAUCAAAGUGA
Messenger RNA from Osmia bicornis bicornis, 339 nucleotides. Its product is annotated as proteasome assembly chaperone 3-like. The coding region runs from base 1 to 339 and encodes 112 amino acids. The record is from RefSeq and is a predicted model, not a curated record. Gene Ontology annotation, biological process: proteasome assembly. NCBI's taxonomy places the organism in Eukaryota, Metazoa, Arthropoda, Insecta, Hymenoptera, Megachilidae. The transcript is spliced from 3 exons.